Messenger RNA from Aspergillus tanneri, 276 nucleotides. RefSeq lists its product as uncharacterized. NCBI's taxonomy places the organism in Eukaryota, Fungi, Ascomycota, Eurotiomycetes, Eurotiales, Aspergillaceae. The coding region runs from base 1 to 276 and encodes 91 amino acids. The transcript has 2 exons. The record is from RefSeq and is a predicted model, not a curated record.
AUGGCAGCCAAAAUUGCGAGCUUCCUUGGUCUUUCCAGCGUCCUCGGGGACAUAUACCGCGAUUCGUCUCAAGGGAUCCAAGGCAAAACCGUCGCCGUUGUUGAAGAACUAACGCAACUAUCUGGGCGGUCACGGCGAAACCCUACACUGAACAAUACGCCUCUUAACUUUGGUGUGGAAGGAUUCUUCAACGACCGUGACUCGCAACUAUCUCGAGCGGCUUCAAGUGCCCAUAUGGGCGCCGGCCUAACUCCCCGCGCACGAGGAGUUACCUAA